This is a messenger RNA of Anopheles coustani, 495 nucleotides long. RefSeq names its product cathepsin M-like. The transcript is spliced from 3 exons. The record is from RefSeq and is a predicted model, not a curated record. Lineage: Eukaryota; Metazoa; Arthropoda; Insecta; Diptera; Culicidae. Gene Ontology annotation, molecular function: cysteine-type endopeptidase activity. Gene Ontology annotation, cellular component: lysosome. The coding region runs from base 1 to 495 and encodes 164 amino acids.
AUGCAGCUGCCGGCAUCCGAAAAGGUGUUAAAUGUGCCGCACUGCAAUGUCAUCCUUCAGCGCGGAAAGGACGAUCCGGGCAGCACGAUCCGCACCGAUGACAACCGGAUAAUGUUCCGGCCUCGGGACUUCAAUCAACGGCAAGGCCAGUGUGCCUUCAACAAAGACUACGCGAUCGCCAACAUCAGCGAGUGGGCCAUCAUGCCGAAGAACGAGGAUGCUCUCGCGUAUGCCCUGUGGAAGGUGGGUCCACUGCCUAUAAGCCUGAAUGCAGCACCAAAGUCCUUCCAGUUGUACAGCAAUGGGAUCUACGACGAUGAGGCUGCGUGCGACAACUCGAAGGUGAACCACGCGAUGCUGCUGCUCGGCUACACCAAAGACUACUGGAUCCUGAAGAACUGGUGGGGUGGCUGGGGCGAGGACGGUUACAUGCGGUUGGCGCGGGGCAAAAAUCUCUGCGGCGUCAGCAACUACGCCGGGUACGUGGUGGUUUGA